Aspergillus welwitschiae is the source of this 993-nucleotide messenger RNA. RefSeq names its product DODA-type extradiol aromatic ring-opening family dioxygenase. NCBI's taxonomy places the organism in Eukaryota, Fungi, Ascomycota, Eurotiomycetes, Eurotiales, Aspergillaceae. The transcript is spliced from 3 exons. Bases 105 to 947 code for a protein of 280 amino acids. The record is from RefSeq and is a predicted model, not a curated record. Gene Ontology annotation, molecular function: ferrous iron binding; oxidoreductase activity, acting on single donors with incorporation of molecular oxygen; zinc ion binding.
AGUCGCUAGAAUCCGCCAUUCUCAAUAAAGCAUAACUAGAGCGGUACCUUCGCAGAGUCUCUAUAAUAUAUGACAGACUUACAUAAUCAAGUCGGCAGUCGAAGAUGACAUUGACUCCUGUUCACUUCUUUUCCCAUGGCUCCACCAUGAUGCUUCGAGAACACUGCUCAUCGACUGACUAUUGGAAACAAUGUGGCGACGAGGCUCUCAAGCAUGGAAUCAAGGGUGUCGUAUUUAUGGGAGCGCACUGGGACACCAUCGGCGACCAGAUCCAGGUUUCCACAAAUCCAAACCCAGCCAAGAGUCCUGUUGCAUAUGUGCAUCCGUCUAAGUACGUGGACUACGAACUGAAUCCUGACAUUCGAACUGCAAACCGAUGUAUCGACCUCCUGGCGAAGGCAGGCUACAAUGUGUCCGGAAAUGACAAAUUCGACUGGAUCCAUGAUGUAUAUCUUAUUCUGGUCCGGAUGUUUCCAAAAGCAUGCCCUCCAACUACGAUCAUAUCGCUCAACGCUCGCUAUGAUCCUCACUAUCAUAUGAAAGUUGGAUCCACUCUGCGCCAUUUACGAAAAGAAAAUUAUCUCUUAAUUGGAACUGGUGGCUCUGUUCAUAAUCUCUAUCGGAAUCGCUGGGCGCCUAUGCUUCGCUUCCGAGAUAACUUUGCCCAAGAUUCGCCUCCUGAGACUUGGGCGCUGGAAUUUCGACAAGCUGUCGAAGAUGUUUUCACAAAGAACUCUGGACCCGCUCUGCGACGGGCAGUAACAAGACUUAUGAAACAUCCUGAAUACCGGGACGCACAUGCUACGGAUGAUCAUUUCAUGGCAGCUAUGUUCGUUGCUGGAGCAGCGGGGGAUUUUGAGGACGAGGGCACGUUCGCAGUACUGGGUGCUGAGACAUGGGAACUCACAAAUAUGUGCAACACCCAGUAUACCAUUGGAUCGUGGUAGUAGCAUGUCCCAAUGUGUUAAUCUGUAUUUAUAAGGAACUUCACGG